CUGCCAUUUAAAUGAAAAUGCGAACAAUAAUUUUUUUAAUUUUCAUUGUGUCAUAUUUUGGAAGCUUCGUAAAUUGUCAAGGUAGAGGACAAGGUCCAAGAAACUUAAUUUUGACAGAACAAGAGUUGAAAUUCGCUGGCACUGCACUGCGUGCUGCCUUAACUUCAAAUUCUAAUUCCUAUCGAAAAAAAAAUGGAAAUCGUCGUUUCAGUGGAACCUUUACAAUUAUCGAAAGAGAUGCAUGUGGCGGACUUGAUAUUCGCAUAGAUGCUGACGUUGAUUUAGUGAAUUCAAAUGGUUAUCGACGAGACUAUUACCAAGCAGAAGUGAAGAAUGGUCCAAAACAUAUAUCAGGAAGCACAAAUGGUGGAUAUGCUGGUAGCUUUAAUUACUGAUUAUUUAUUUAUAUAGGUAAAUUAGUCUCAAAAUGGAAAUAAAAUUAUUCAGCG
This is a messenger RNA of Chironomus riparius, 449 nucleotides long. NCBI's taxonomy places the organism in Eukaryota, Metazoa, Arthropoda, Insecta, Diptera, Chironomidae. The record is from the annotation of a GenBank genome assembly.